AUGGGUCCUGAGGAUGACUCACAAAGCUACGAAAUCAACAAGGGGAAUGUGAAUAUCAGUAAUCACUAUUUCGGAGGUCACUUUCGCUGGACCGAGGCGGCUGGUGAUGAACCUAAAACCACAGAAGAAGCACAGGAACGAAUUGACAAGCUCUAUGAGUCGGGGGUGCCGUUCUUUUCAAAGGAGAUGAUUCGGUUUGCCUUUGAGCAGUGCCAGCGCAAGCCUCCUCGUGGGGAAAUGCUUUAUACCAAAGAUAUCACUGGGGCAAUGGUCGAGUUUGAGAGCCAGACGGGGGAUGUCAAAAAAGAGAACGAAGAGGAUGGUGAUGAGGUGGAAUACAUCCUACUUGACCCGGUGCUUUCAUACGACUGUCGCGCUCAUCUGAAGCACCAUCUGUGGUGGACAGGCAUAAGCGAAGACCGACCCCCAUUCUGCAGUCUGACCAUUCAACAUCCCUCCCUGAAAUUCAAAACCAAGACUAAGGAGCCCGUGAAUCCAUGGCCAACCCAGCCCCGCGAAAAAGUCUCCCAGAUAUUCAAGGGCCAUUGCCAGGAUUGGCGGGACACCGAGGUUCCCAAGAAGCUCGUUCAGACUCUCACUAUGCACACGGCAACCCAUCAAAUCACCAAGAUUGUGGGCCUGGCUUUGGGUGCUAUUUCAUACGAUUAUGAUGAUGGUCCGCGCUCAUAUAUCCAGCAUGCUCUGCUACUGAUGCUGGGCGAAUGGCUGAGGGAGCGAAGCGGGAAGGAGGACGUCAAGUGCUACGCCCAAGAUCCUGGCUAUCGAAGUGUUGAUAGUGAGGUGCUCAAAGAGCAUGGUAUUGAGGUGAUCAAUGACCCCCGAGCAUGGCUGGAAAUCGACGAUGAGUCCAUUGUGUUCUCGGUGAGUCCGAAUGUGCCCGUCAAGGAAAUCGUGGCGGAUAUUGCUCGACCGGCGGUGAUUAUCUGGGAGCGGGUUGGAUUUGAGGAUGCCGAUCAAGAGGGGAAGAGGUCUAGGUGAGGUUAUUCUGCUUGGGAUUAAUUGGAUUCAAGAAUUUGUUCUAAUUCUGGAGUAUAGCACUG
Messenger RNA from Penicillium brasilianum, 1061 nucleotides. The record is from the annotation of a GenBank genome assembly. NCBI's taxonomy places the organism in Eukaryota, Fungi, Ascomycota, Eurotiomycetes, Eurotiales, Aspergillaceae.